Spinacia oleracea (spinach) is the source of this 666-nucleotide messenger RNA. RefSeq lists its product as uncharacterized. The transcript has 2 exons. The record is from RefSeq and is a predicted model, not a curated record. Lineage: Eukaryota; Viridiplantae; Streptophyta; Magnoliopsida; Caryophyllales; Amaranthaceae. The coding region runs from base 133 to 549 and encodes 138 amino acids.
AUACAAAACCUCAAUAUCUUCUUCCCUUGGACAAUUUUCUUUCUCUUACAACCCAUUUAUCCUCACUCUCACCCUCAACACUUUGAUCUCCACCAUUUCAAUUCUUCCCCCUCCAAAAAAAAAACUCUGAAAAUGUCAGAAGAACUGAACUCAAUUGAAACACAAGCACAAAAUUUGAUAUCAAAACACCCCAAAAAUGGUGGUGAAAUCUUCUUCUUAACUUUUCGACAGUUGAAUUGUUUAGCAGUUAUGGUAAUCUUAGGUGCUAGUGGCAUGGUUAGUCUUGAAGACUUUGGUAUUUUUGUUUUCUCGGCUAUUUACAUGUGCUUUCUCUCCAAAUUUGCCUUCCCUCUAAAUGAAGCUCAACAAAAACCCGUUUUCGACCCGGAUAGCAAGAUUCUUGGCUUUUAUCUCCUAUUUACCGCGGUUAUCGGGUUGUUUUUACCCAUCUUUUACAUAUUUUAUGGCAUCAUAGGAGGUGACAAAGAUGAGAUAAAAGCAGCUGUUCCUCAUGUUUUUCUCCUAACGAGUCAGGUUAAUCCCCCUUAACGAGUGGGUUAUGGAGGAGAUGGUGAAGGUUGGGCAAGAUAAGUAUGCCAUGUUAUAUUUUGGUAGAGCUAUUGCUGUUGCUAAUUUGGUUUUGUGGUAUUAUAAUUUGUUUGGGUU